GCAGAGGGAAUGAAAAGAAGACAAAGAGCUGACCGGUGAGACGAGAGCUGUGUUAAAUUGAAAUGCUGAGUCUGAUGAGGCAUCGUUCGAGACAUUUGCAUCGGUCCGCCGGUUCUGUUGCAGCGGAGUGAAAUGGCACCUGGUGGAUUUGGAGGGUUAAAGGUAGUUUAGAUUUGAUUUCUGGUAGGUGUGUAUUCCUCGUCUCACGUGUACGUGCCUUGGGAUGGAAAAAUUGAUGAUAGAUGGCGAGUGAGUGACACAAACUGACGCUGACGCAGACACUUUGUGUCCCUUGAACUCAUGAUACCUGCAGGUUGAACACACACAAGCCGAGGCGGCCAUUAACAAGGUCAAAGGGCACGAAGAGGAGGAGAAGAGUUUCUGUGAGUUUGAUUCUUGAGCCCUGCCUGUGGCACCGUUUUCUGAAAGAUCCAGAUCUCCCUUUUUGCAAGCAAACAUCCUUAAAACCGCACACUUUGCCUGGUGCCAAUCACGCAGCAUUGUCCCUCCGAUCCUGCAGGGGUCAGCCUCGUAUCAGAGGGUUGAAUGGAGAAGUGUGCAUUCUGUCCUGUAGCUUUUUCCUGCUUCCUUUGUCCUUUAAUGGUCACAAUGUCCAUCUCCGUGCACCUUCUUCUUCUCCUCUCUCAACGCCCCGUCUUUCCUCUUCCUUUCCUCACAUCUGUAAACUGUCUAGAAAAAUGGACGUGGUCCCUGGGAACCCAACGCCUAAGGGCCUCGAACCUGUAUUCUCCGCAAUGACCAGCAGUUACACAACUGUUCCUACUCUCUCUCUUCUUCUCUCUCCCCCUCUCUCCUCUCUCCUCUCACCCCAACCGGUCGCGGCAGAUGUUCCGCCCACAACCAAGUCCGGUUUUGCUGGAGGAGAGUUUUCUUUCCUCCACGGUCGCCAAGUGCUUGCUCAUUGUCGGAAAACUGUUGGUUUUUAUCCUUUAAUAUUUCCGAUGUCUUCACCUUUUAAGUGCCCUGAGAUAAUGCGUGUGGUUAUUUGGCGCUGUACAAAUUAAAUUGAAUUGACUUGAAUGUUAGCAGGAGGAGGAGCAGUGCCCAGACGGCAACAGACCGGCCUCGGCCUUCUCAAAGCCCCGGGCUGAGAUCGGGUUGGAGAGCCCUCUUGACGGGGGCAUAAGACCGGGCAUGAGUCAAAGGGGGGGAUAAGCUUGAUAUUCAUCCAGUAUCAAAAAGGUGUAACUGGAACAGGGCAUGGAACAUCCAUGGCUGGCAACUACCCACCACUUCACAUUACAAUAUGAUAUUUCUUAAUUACCUCCUUCAUCAUAAUUCAAAUGUCUUCCUUCAAGUGCCAUGGCAACGAGACUUCGGCAGCAAAGACACAAGGAGUGACAGGCGACGUCCCGUCAGCCUCCGAUGUUCAAACGAAAAAAAAAGUGACGCACAAACAUGUGGACAACUGAACGUGGCAAAUUGGAAUUUGGAAAGGCAAUGAGGAAUCCACAAUUAUAACUCUAAAUGAGAAGCACACAAUCUCAUUUGAACACAUUGUGUUGUCAACAAGCAGCUGGGGGACAGAAUGAGGAGGAAUUAGCCACUGGACCACAUGAGAUAAGGCCUGUUGUAUCUGUGCAUGCAUGGCUGAGAGGCUGCUGCUUUUAGGCAAGAUUAUGAUUGACUUAUUUCUGCACACACACGCACAGAGAGAGAGAGAGAGAAAAACCCUCUAAUAUCUUGGAGUUUCAGUCUCUGUUAUCUGGAUGUGCAAUUUCGCUUGGAGGGCAACACCUGGUGACGUCGCCACUAUUGCAAAUUACACCCAUGUCAUCUCUCUCUUUCAAAAGCACGCACGCACACACACACACACACACACACACACAGAGCUGCAGUGUGAGGGCAGAGAGGGAGGGAGCGCAGAGCGAGAGAGCGCCGCUACAGCGCAGCAGAGAGCCACAGUCACAGAGCUGUGUGAGCCGAGUGGAGCGAAGGACGCACUUUCCCCAGCUCCGCUGAACACACACACACACACACACACACACACUCUCUCAGUCGGACAGCGGGGCACAUCAGACCCAAACACUCACACAACACACAGCCAACGACAAACGUGAGCGGGGCGCGUCUCCGCUGACGAGAUUUUCCAGGAGUCUCCAUCCAGGAUUCGGGCAUUUUACGCAAGCGAUGGCACCUGUUUGGAAACUACGUGAACAAUGCGCUCCGCGGGCGACAACUGGUUCCCAGAGAUGAGUGGCCGAGGGGGCGAGCGACAGCGUCCAGUGGUCCCGUGGUCCUCUCUGGCGGUGUCUCGGUCACCUUCCCAGGCGAUGUCUCGUGGCGACGUGCGUGGCGCGCCAGAGUGCGCGUGAGCGGCGGACCGACAGUCUUCCCGGGCGAGGCAGAGAGGCUGGAUAUACACAGCGGCCGGGCUCCCAGGCAGCGACAGCCAGUCACCCAGAGAAGCCGACUCGCCUCUGCCCCAGCUCCUCAGACACAUGCAGGAUGCCCGCAGAGCGCCGGGGAGUGCUGGUCCAGCGCAGCCCGCGUUCAUGACGCGCUGGGCGGCCUCGCCAUGCGUCUCCUGCCCGAGCCCAGCGCCCAGUCCCUCCGGCUCCUCUUCCUCUUCGUCUUCGUGAUGGGGGUGGCCCCCUCUCCGGCCCUCACGGCCGGCUGCCCGGACAGGUGCGUGUGCGACGACCAGCUGGUGGUCCAGUGCGCCGGGCAAGAGCUCACCCAGUUCCCCAAUGACCUGCCCCUGGCGACCCGGCAGCUCAUCAUCUCCAACAACCGCAUCGGGGACCUGCCGGCGCUGCAGCUCAACUACCUGUCCGAUCUGGUCUACCUGGACUGCAGCAACAACUCCCUGGCCGAGAUCUCCGAGUCCACCUUCGGGAACUUGCGCAAACUCGCCUACCUGGACCUGUCGUUUAACACGCUGCUGCAGAUCGAGGACCGGACCUUCGGGCCCCUGGCGUCCCUGGUGAUGCUCCGGCUGACGGACAACCCGGGUCUGAGCGAGGUCCACUCGGACGCCUUCUCGGAGAACAUGGCCCUGCAGGUGCUGGACGUGAGCCGAAACAACCUGACGGCCCUCAACAUCAGCAGCCUCAUCGCCCUGCCGGCCCUGCGGUCCCUGGGCCUCAGCGGCAACCCCUGGAGGUGCGACUGUGACACGGAGGACCUCUGCCUGUGGGUGCAGAUAGAGGGCUUCAAAUUCCAAGACGAAGGCCAGACAGUUUGCCACAGUCCCCCAGAGCUGGCAGGCCAGCGGAUGGCGGAGGUCGGUAUGCAGCUGCGGGCAGACUGCCACCAAGGCCUGGGCUACUGGGACUACCUCUUCUUCAUCGCCAUCGGCUUCGUCAUCUUCUCGGCUGGCACGGUGUCAGCAUGGGUGAUGGGAGUGCUCAUGGUGCUCUACGAGCGUUACAGCAAGCGGAAGAGCGAGGAGCUGGACAGCGAUGACGAGGACGAGAGGGGAGGGAUGAGUGGAGGAGGAGGAGGAGGAGGAGGGGGGAACCAGGGCAAUGGGGAUCUGAGCAAGCCUGGCAUGCAGGUGUGACACACUGAUGUGAGACAUCAUGACAACAGGAGGAGGGAAAACGACGAAGAGGAGGAGGCAGAAGUGACGAGAGGACUCUGAGACCAAAGGCUCUACAAUGAACCAAGAUCUGACUGUCUCUCUUUGUAACUGAUUUGAAUAUGGCGAUAUGCUCCCGGACAUAUUGGACAGAGAGAGAGUGUGUGUGUGUGUGUGUGUGUGUGUGUGUGUGUGUGUGUGUGUGUGUGUGUGUGUGUGUGUGUGUGUGUGUGUGUGUGUGUGUGUGUGUGUGUGUGUGUGUGAGCGAGAGAGAGAGAGAAAGACAGACAGAAAGACAGAGAAAAAGAGACAGACAGAGACAGCAAUAAGGAUGACUAUGCCUUCACUUCAGGAGUACAGAGUGACCUCUGAGAUUAUUGAGAGCAAUAACCCCAACACAGCACCACACACUCACACACACACACACACACACACACACACACACACACACACACACACACACACACACACCGCCCGUCUCAGCACAGAUACUCUACGGAGCUGGAUUCCCUGAGUAGGCGGAUGUACCUGCAUACUAUGUGAAGUGCUCUUGAGUUACACUGUAAAUGAUGAUUAUACCUAGAUACAUUGUGUGAGAAACACACACACACACACGCAGAAACAUCCACGCAAAAGACAAUACUGGGGGUAACACAGAGAGUGAUGCCUUAGUUCUACUACAAUAAAAAGGAAAACCUAGUGAAUACCAGUAUUAAUAUGUUUUUUUUCCUUCUGAGUUCUCAAGUCACUUGAAAUAGCGAACAGUCAAUGGUGUCUCUUAUCGACAGGAUCUGUCCAAAACAUACUUUUUUGUGUCAUCAGAUAGAACAGUGACAAAAUAUUGUGACUGUAAGAAAUAUACAGUAAGUUUGGAGACUUGGUGGUAUUAGUGGGCUGCUCAAGGGAUUGACGCCCUGCGGAGCUUUUGAACACCACUGGUGCUGUGGAGCAGCGGUUUGGUGAGUAGGUAUUGUACUGUGCCCUUCUGGUGCACAUAAGUAUGAGACUGAGAAGGCUUUAUGCUUUGACAUUGAUUGACAGUCAGUGGACGUAAUUCAUUAAGGAAACAGCGCAGCAUAGCAACCAUGAUUAUUAGUUUCAAAAUAUUUUUGUUUUAAUUCAGCUCUAAUAGCGUUGGUAAGGCCUCAAGGAAACAAACAAAUUCAUUUAUGUGAUCAAUUCUGAUCCUGCACAGGGCACAACUUCACAACCCGCCUGAAAUUCUACCUUAUGCUCUGCUAGUGUUUUUUUUCUUCAUCUGAAAAUGAUGUAGAGGUGUGCUCAGUAGACCGUGACAUGACUGUUGGGUGUGGUUACAGGCGCAGCAGACCCCCGACCACACCCAGAUACCCCCACAUCAGUGUUUCCAUCCAAACGUAGCACAAAUUGUGACCUAGAAGAACGUCAGCAAAAAAAUCUCCAUUCACUACCGUUAUGCAAAUAUUAGGAGGCGAGGUCACAUGGUUCACGCACAUCAUGAAUUUUUCACAUUUAGCCAAGCAUGAAGACUUUUUUUUUUGUAAAAAAGGGGUGGAUGAAAACACAUUUAUUGAUGUUUGGUGUGUUCAAAGGAGAAACCGAGUGGAAACCUUCAACCAGAGGGUGAGGGGACUCACUUCAGGCCCCUUCUGGUGUUAGGUUAUUUUUAGAGGUGUUCCCCUGUGAAAGAUGGGCAGAUGACGUCGACCAAAGUGGCCCAAUGUGACUGUGUCAUAUUGUCUCUGUGUGUGUGUGUGUUUUGCCAGUCGUUCCUCACUCCAUUCUACGUGGUCUCCACCCUGCCGCGGAAGUGGGGCAGGUUCAUGGCGGCUGCACAUGAAGGCAGCGUCGGGGGCGAUUGAGUCAGUCGUAUGGCUGACGAUGACCCCACACUAUGUGACUGGGAGCCUCGCCUGCUUGACCUCACGAUAAAGUUGUGCACAAGCAGGCCGCGGCCUGUAGCCCAGCUGUCAGAGUGGAAGAAAGCCUCUGGAGCGGUAGUGGUGUGCGUGUUCACGUCUGCGUGACUGUGUGUGUGUGUGUGUGUGUGUGUGUUUUUAAUUGGGGCAGAGCGAUCGCAGGGCAUCUCUGAGAGCAGCGCGGACGAGUGAUUCAUGGGCUCAGACUGAUCCAAACCCUUCCUCCUCCAUCCCGAUCCGAUUCCUUCCCUGUCCGCCACGGGCCGAGUGGGAGGUCAGAGAUGAGAGACUAACAAACUCUGGAUAGUGGUGGGGUGGAGAAGGAGUUGGGUCCCCACCAGGAGCGGGAAUUCAUCCUGAUUGAUGCACGUAGCAGCUUCAUUGAAAGACUGUGAGUGAUAGAUGGGCUUCUGCUCAGUUGACCCGAAUGAACGUGCAUGGCUAAAUGCAUUGUCUCCAGAGGGUUUGGCAGAAUGUCUGUUUGCGCGCGCGCGUGUACGUGUCAGUGUGUGUGAUUAUGCAUACAUGUGUGCACAUACAUGGUUGUUUCCACUUUGGUCUGUGCCCCGUGGUACGACAGUCCAUCUUUACGUAGAUGCAGAAGAGUGAGUGACAACUGUUUUUGGUCUAUAGGAGGCUGAUUUGUAUUGAAAAGACAGACACUCUUCUUCCCUCAAUCACACACGAGAGUUUGCGCACACUUUCUGCCACACGCCCUCGUGCACACUCUCACUUAGACUCACACACAUGCACAGCAAAACUCAAGGGCACAGCUUAAGUCCUAAAGUCAGAGCCGCGGGCCCCGAGAACAUUAACACUCCUGUUUUGGUCUCUUACCAUGCAUCACUACACCCUCUUAUCCUCCCCUCCAACCUCACUGUCAUCAGCUUUCACACAAUGCUGACCCACUCUCGAACACACACACACACACACACACACACACACACACACCUGGACCUAUAAAUUAUCUGUGAAAUCUUUAGGCUGUCAUUAUGAGAUAAUUUGUUCAAAGCGAAGCUUAGAGGCAUACGGGCUCUAAAGGACCUGCAGAUUGCUGUGUCAAUCCUUCUUAUGUUACUUCACAUUCACAAAAAGACAUUUGACCUACAAGCGAGUGACCUCACGCGUGAUCGAACCCAUAAACACAAAGCUUCCUGUUUGGAGCGGGCGGCAACUGUGCUCAGAUCAAUGUUAUCCUGGUGUUAACUUGUCACAGGACAGAACCCAGGACGGAGUAAAAAUACCAAGGGUCUAAUACGUGGAGCUGUCUUGUCUUUAGCGCAGGAAGGGUCAAAGGGUUUGAUCAUUGUUGGAUAGAAGUUCCAUAGAGAUUUUUUUACAUUAUCAUUUACAUUAGUAAAAUGACGUUAAAAAAAACGUUGCUGCUACGGAAUCAUCGUCAAGGGCGAUGGUUGGCAUGAGCAUGAAUAUUAGGGAGGGGCUGCUUUGUGACUUACCCCCACUUGCAAUGUCUUGGUGUUGGUGUGUGUGCUUGUGCGUGUGUGUGUGUGUGUGUGUGUGUGUGUGUGUGGUCGAUCCAUACAUUAUUACGCACAUCAUUAGCCCGCUGAUCAGAUAUCAGAGGUGUUGUGUUGGCUUGCGGUCAGAGCUGCAGAUUGCAGAUGUCCUGAACAAUCCUCACUUUAUGUCUUUGUGUUAGUGUGUGUGUGUGUGUGUGUGUGUGUGUGUGUGAGUCUUUUCUUUGUUGUAUCUGUCAGAGUUGUCUUGAGCUAAAGUUUUGCCCAUCAUGAAUCAUCAGAUAUAAAUAACUUAAGAUGACGAAUGGAUGAAAAUGUGUUUCUUCUUAGCGUUCACUGGGUAACACCGGAAAAUAUUACUUGAAUUCUUACGCUGAAUGAUGAAAAUUAAAUAUUGUAAGAAUUGUCAUACCACAAACAAUGGAAAUAUUUCGAGCAUUUAAAAAAAAUCAUACAUAGGUGGUAAAAGUUAGUCGUAGUCCUAUUACGCGGGUGUGUGUGUGUGUGUGUGUGUGUGUGUAUGAGUAAAUUUUGCUGCAUUAAAUGAGCUCAGUUUCAAAGAUAAUCCCCACUGUGAGCAUGGUGUAAGCAAACUCAGAGAUCUUCAGGUUCACAAAGUGCAAAGAGUAAACACGCUCAUGAACCCUCAGUAAUCCUUGACUCUGGCUACUUCUAUGGAUCGAUUUCCUAUGUAUUGGACGCGGCCGGUGGGUCAUGUGUGGCUCCGUAUCAAUCAAAGAUUUGACCCUGCACGUGCACAAGCACCACAAAAACACACACAUGCACAAACCGUGGGCACUGGGUCGGGGGCUUAGAGCAGGAAGGGGAGGCUCACAGAUGUCUUCAACGAAUGCGUCAACUUUUCUCCCCCCUCUCUAUCUGUCCUCGCGCCCGGCUCCCACCUGCUUGACUCUUUCUUUCCAUUCGCUCCUCCUUUCAUUUCAGUUGUGCUGCCAGCGGCUCACUCGCUCCACUCACACCACUGGCAAAGAGCAGGCUCUAAUCCCCCACACAGCCCUCACAACUCCUGCCUGCUGGAUCUGAAAGCUUUGGUCCUUCAGAAAGCCUCCGACAGAAAAAGGGACUGACUCGACUUGUGGACCGACGGACAGAAAUGUCAUAUCCCGUACAGUAUAUGCAGUACUAAGAACACAAAACCCCAGGAGCACAACAGCAGUACAAGCGUGCGUGCGUGUGUGUGUGUACUUGGUUUGAUCGAGUUAUUUCUCUGAGGGCGAUGUUAGAGCAUGAGCACAGAGACCAUCUAAUGCAUUAAGUCAAUAAUACAUCCCAUCCUUGCACACACACACACACACACACACACACACACACACACACACACACAGAGAGCACAAAACAGCCUUGAGGGGUAAAGAUGAGCAUUUCCUUUUUUGUAGAAACUUCCUUUUGAAGCAGUGUUGGUGUCUAUAGAUUCUACUUUAUACGCCCUCAUUCACAAGCAAGGCUGCGGUUGACAAAGUGGUCAUAGCGAGUGGUCAUAGCGAGUGGUCACCACGCGCUUGUCUCAUUUGUCCUGUGAAGUGAAGUCACAUGUGUGGGAGAGUCAAACAGAGGCAGGAGAGGUGACGAGUCAAAACUCGGUGUUUAUGCAUCACUUUCAGUGUGACCCCACUUUACACACACACACACACGCACGCGCACGCACACACGCACACAAACACACACACACACACACACACACACACACACUCUUUUUAGCUUAAGAUCAUGUGUGUAGAUGACAUUGUGUGGGAGCAGAGGAGAGUGUGCUUGUCAGCAGGAUUCCCUCUGCUUGCUUGCCCUUGAAUGGCGCCUGAGAGGAGAGGAGAUGGUUGCACCACAGAGGACAAUACCGUCGUUAGGAGGGCCACGCGACAGGGCAAAAGGAAAGAACUAGCGGGGGAAUCUUGUGUUUUUCAACCCGUUCUUAUUACUGGCUAUUCUCACUCUUAGUGUGUGGCAGUAGCCACCUGCGUUUUAGAGAUUCAGAAAGGCCGGCAGCUUUCAGACAUGCACCAAAGUCUGCACAUUUUCCUGAAAAUGUCCAAAGGGGCUGUACGUGAGGAUGCAAAUGUCCGCAAAUGUUACUCUGGACAUUUUCUGGAACUUUUCAUGCCCACCCCUCAGUAGAAUUUGCGUAAAAAGUCAGAGUGAGCCCGUGUGAGAAUACAGCAGGAAAAUCUCUGGAAGGUUCACGGCGAGCAACUUUUGGCGAGUUGAUGACUGUAAACUGUACAGUACUUUCUGCAACGGAAUUAUCAUCAUGUCCUGCCUCCUGCGUGCUCUACCCAGACACCCGAGAUCUCAUGCUGCAUUCAUCAUAUGUGAAAGGCAAACUCCGGAAAAUGUUCAGACCCAAUUUUGUUCCGGACAUUUUCCCGAAGUUCAUGUCUGAAAAGAGCCAUUGACUCCAGCCAGAAAGACAAUCAUGGCAAGCAACACACAACCCCCAACGCUUUUACAAAUAAAGUUACUGUAAUCUGUUCUCUGAAGCCACAGAGGAAAAAAUGCUCAGCAUUAACAAGGAGCUUUGGAAACGUGAAAAACAGAAACAGAAAAAGAAGUCUGUGAGUGGACUGUGAAAUGUGAAACAGGCCGGUCAGUAGCUGUAAUAAGGAGAAAACACUCAUUGUCAGUCUAGAUGUCCAUCCUAGAAACAUUGGACGUAGUAUGAUUAAAACUUGAAGUGAAGACAGUAUUUAUAUAAUUCUAUAUUUAUUAGCUAAAUAAUUCUGCUAAUGAGACAGAACUAGUUGUAGUUCUUGUUCAUGCUUUACGCCAUGGUAAAAAAUGUUUGUGGACUGACACUUUUAAUGGAAAACAAUGUCAGGUAUGAAGAGUGACGAACAAGCGCCUUUUUCGAACAUGCCCAGAUUAUGGAUGGAACAUGUCCGACUUUCUAUACAUAUGAAACACACCAUUUGCACUCACACGGACAAACGAAACAAACUCUACAAUAAGCAACAACACACAUAAGGGUCUCUCUGACACACACACACACACACACACAAACACACACACACACACACACAGAAUAUUAUUGUAUGAAUCUACACAGAACUUGCUUCUGUAUGACUGGAGGUUCUGGCUAUAUAAAAACUGCAGUAACUUAUAUUAAGUACCAUUUUAUCUUUUACUAUUAUUAAAAUGAUAGACUGAUGUUUAA
Scophthalmus maximus (turbot) is the source of this 10086-nucleotide messenger RNA. RefSeq names its product leucine-rich repeat-containing protein 52-like. NCBI's taxonomy places the organism in Eukaryota, Metazoa, Chordata, Actinopteri, Pleuronectiformes, Scophthalmidae. The record is from RefSeq and is a predicted model, not a curated record. Gene Ontology annotation, molecular function: potassium channel activator activity; voltage-gated potassium channel activity; transmembrane transporter binding. Bases 2540 to 3526 code for a protein of 328 amino acids. The transcript has 4 exons. Gene Ontology annotation, cellular component: voltage-gated potassium channel complex.